Molecule: messenger RNA, 1284 nt
Organism: Schistosoma turkestanicum
Lineage: Eukaryota; Metazoa; Platyhelminthes; Trematoda; Strigeidida; Schistosomatidae
Source: the annotation of a GenBank genome assembly
AUGAAUACACAGUUCAUCAGUACUGUCGAGGUAGGUCGAGGUUGCACAUAUUGGACGUUGGACACUAUACGCAAAUAUACAAGUUCGACGUUACCUAGUGCUCUUGGCUUACCUAAUCAAAUGACAUCGUUAAGUGACAUAUUAUUACCGUGGAAUCAUACAGAGCAACCAAACAACUUGUUUUUAACAUUCAGGAACUCUGAUGAUUGUAUUGUACAUGUACCUGUUACAACAUCAAAUGUUCAAAACUUGAGAAAUUAUUCAGAUACACUGAUUUUAUCCGAACUCAAUGAACAAAUGGCUAGGAGAUUUGGAAGCAAAGAUCAGGAAUACGGCCCUUUAUUGCUUCCUGGAUCAAUAUUUUUUGUAGACACUAGUCAUCGUCCUCGUAGAAAAGUCAAUUCAUAUCGUGAAUGCAAUGAUGAAACUAGUAGUUAUAAUGAGAAAGAAGAAGAAGAAGAAGAUUCCAAAGAAACUCUUCAUCAAACUGAUGAUAAUAAUAAUAACAACGAUAUUGUCAAUUUGAAAAAUCGAUUAAUUGAUUUAACUGAAUUAGAAAAACUCUCAGUUAUAUUUACAAAUAGAAGAAUUGCAAUGAAUCUUUCUCAAGCUGAUGUCAUAAAUUCACUUGGAAAACUCUAUGGUGUACAUCGUAGUGUUUCGUUGAUUUCACGUUUUGAACGAAUGGAUCUUAGUUUAAGCAAUUAUUUAAAAGUUUAUCCAAUUAUAUUAAAAUGGUUAAAAGAUAGUGCAACUGCUGAUGGUCGUGAUAAAAUUAUUCGAUCUGUGGUUAAUUCACAAAGUUGUAGUAAUGAAAAUGAUAAUGCUGAUGCUCUUGCUGAUACUACUGCUGCUGAUGACGAUACUACUGAUAAUGAUGAUAUAGAAUCUUUAAUAAAACAACAUUCUCCUCAGCCUGAAAAUCCUACUUUCUCAAAAUUCACAAAACGACGACCAAGAACAAUAAUACCUAAUUCUAUACGAAGAGAACUGGAACGAAUCUAUAGACAAAAUCAACAAAUAACCAGAUAUGACUUUAAAGAAUUAGCCAAUAAAUUCAAUGUUGACAAAACAGUAAUCAAAGUUUGGUUCUACAAUCGUCGUACGCGUACACUUCAGAUGAAUCGUAAAAUGCGAUUGAAACGAGCCAAGCGGACACGUUAACGAACAUGACAAUUUUGAAAAUAAAUAAAUAAAACAAAUAUUUUUAUUUUUAUAAAAAAAAGAAGUCUUUAGUUUUUUUUUAUGAUUACGCUUAAUAAAUGUAUGACAUUAUUAUUAUUA